UCAUCUGUAAUCAUCCAAUAUGGCGGAGCAUAAAAAUAAGAAUCGGCAAUCAAGCGAAGUAUUGUGCCCCAAAGAAGAUAUUUAACGCGGUAAUAUGCAGCCACCACCGCAGAGGAAGGGUAAAUUGGUUCAACUUCUACGUAAUGUACAAACAGAACAAUUCUCAAAACUGCAGCAGCGCUACCAAUUGCAGAUCGAUUUGCUUGAAGAUGUGAGGUCGUAUAUGAAACAAAAGUGUAGCAUCGAACGUGAUUAUGCGCAGGCCCUACAAAAGCUUAAUGCUCAGUACACACAAAAAAGGGACUAUUUUGUUGAAGAUGAGUCAUGUGAAAGCCUCAGAUCUCCUUUGAAGGUUUGGAAAGGCUAUCUAGAUCAAAUGGAAGAUGUGGCGAAGAAAAGGAUCACGGUGGCUGAAAAAGCCCAAACCGAAGUUGCAGACAAAAUAAAAACUGUUAAGUCGAGUAAAACGGCCACUUUUAAAAAGUGCCAAGAUUUAUUCCAGAGAAUAUAUGAAGAAUUAAACUUAUCGCUUAGGGAAAUGUCAAAGUGUAGGAAAUCUUAUAUGGAAUUGCAAAAACUGGCGGAGAUGGCACUGAAGGAAAAUGUGGACGCCCAAGACAAAUUAAAGAAAGGUGAAACGUUCUUUAAGUCGAAACAAGCUCUAGAAAAGAACUUAUCAAAGAGUUCCGAGCGAAGAGACUUAUCCGUGCGACAAGCAAGUGCGAGUCGCAAUGAGUACCUUUUGUCGCUGGCCGCUCUCAAUGGACACAUGAAACGAUUUCGAGACAUUGACUUAACGCAAAUCCUGACGGAUCUUGAUGGAGAUUUUUACGAGCAGAUGAAGGAAUAUCAUAUGUCGGCGUGCGUUAUAGAAGUUGAAGCGGCCUUAUACGCCCAAGAUGGUUCUAACGAUGUGAUCUCUAACGCUGGGAUGAUCGACCGCAACGCCAGUGUGAAGUAUUUUCUUGAAAAGAAUAAAAUGUUUCAAGAUACAAACACGUACACUUUCGAACCAUACGGAGAAGAUAAGAUUUCUACCAUCACGACGGACAGUACAAUGUUACUUGCCGUCGAGAAAGAGGCAAGAAAAUUGGCGUCGAAAUACGUCCGGGAACAGAGGGCGUUGAAGAAUAAAUUUGCAAAAAUGAACGCCUUGGAAUCAAAUAAGAAGAGGGAUGAAACGCCAUCACAAGCUGACGGACAGGAUCCUGAGUCGACCUUGGAAGGUUUGCAGGAAGCAAUACGGAAAGUUGAGACUGCCAUCGAGAAAACGGAAGCCUCCUUGGCGCUUCUCAGAAAUUCUGGUGUUCCAGUGGACAAAUGGAUUAAGAGUGCUGAAGCUCAACUUCCUCCUGAAGUCGCAGAGAAGAAACCUGCCCAAGUAAAGUCGCCAAAACCAGUGAAGCCAGAUGCGGGCGAGUAUGUUGACGUAUACGAACCUCCACCACCGGAGGCGAACACUAGCGAGGAUUAUUGGGAUGAAUUCGAAGAUACUAUUUACGAUAAGGAUGACGAUGAAGCCAGUGUUGCUUCGGGACAUGUUUUCAGUAUACCACUGCAUGCUGUAGUGCUGUACGAUUACACUGCGGCGUCUGCAGAUGAACUGUCUAUUGUUGAGAACGAGGAGGUGGAAGUGAUGGAGAAAGACGGCGAAGGCUGGUGUAAGGGUCGAAAUAGCAACGGACAAAUUGGAUACUUUCCAGAGUCGUACGUCCAAAUUAGUGCCAGUCCACCUUCAACAAUUUCCGGGGCGAAUUCAGUUCCAGACAAUUUGUCACAAGAUAUUGUAAUCGCGACUGAAGUAACUCCCAAUGAACACCAAGCGAUUUGUAUAGCGCGAGCUCUGUUUGACUAUACUGGUCAAAACGACGAAGAGCUGACAUUCGAGGAAGGUGCUGUCAUCACUAUUCUACGUCGAGACGGCGGGGAGGUGGACGACGGUUGGUGGGAGGGCGAGUAUAACGGUCAUGUCGGCGUUUUUCCUUCGCUAUUGGUCGAAGAACUAGGCGACGAGUCGCAUGAGAAUGAUGAAGAACAACAGCACCACGCGCAUCCUUCUCAUGUUUAUAAAGAAGAGGACAGAACGCGGAGCCUGUACGGGACACUGCCGCGUCAUACGCAGAAUGUGGACGCAUCGCAUAGCCAGAACGUGUGCGAUAGCUUAGAUUUAACUAUGACGCGCACGACGCCGUCUAGGCCACCGCUGCCGCAACAUCUUUUACAACAAAAUGCGCAGUGGUACGAUAGAAAUGAAUACGUAUAGGAAUUGUGUACAGGAAUUUGGAAAUAUGACAAAUAAUAGUGAUGUUGCUAUCGAUGGAAUGAUAGCAGGAAUGUCGCGAAAACAUCGCUAUACUGUCACCACAUAAGCAAAGAAAUUUCAAACAGUCGAAUUGGCCGGAGGAAACCGUUUUACAUCUGACAGAUCUGGAAGAAAACUUCGCCGCUGCAAAUGCCGAUUUUCCAUUCUCGCGAAUCGUUUGUUUGGCCACAUGCGAUUAUUUCCAUGCAGGUGGUCAAGUCGAAAAGUAAUAUGAAAAGCGCAAAAUUAGUGCAAGCGAUCUCUUUCGAGGUCUUUGCGACCAGGCCUUGAAUCCCAUCAAUCGAGGAACGCAAAAUAUAUUAUUUCGACUGAUUUGUUUUAAACCAAAGAUCAGUAAUAGAAUUUCCGCUGGAUAAAAAUUGCGUCAUAGAAAAUGUAUUUUUUUCAACUUGUAUUUAAUUUAAUUUUUUUUUAAGCCGGUUUUUCACUAGCGUUAAUUUUCGCGCGAAGCGACAUUUUACUUUUGUUCCAGAGCUCUUGACUGCAAGCAUCUGGAACUAAUUUCUCAAAUACAAAAGAAUAAAGUUGCUUCGCGCGAAAAGUAUCGCUAGUGGAAAACCGACUUUAUUCCGAAUAAGGCGACAAAGUCUAUGGCUAUUGAGAAGAAAAAAUUAGUCCGCUGUCGUUCGCCUAAGAACGUAACAAAAUGAUACAAUUAGUAAUAACCUUGCCAUUUUACAAAUUCCUGGUUCAAGGCCGGGUCGUAUGGUAUGGGAAGGGCGGAUUUUCGAAUGGAAAGCAAGCAGGUUUUUUAUCGUAUGCUGCGAUUGGGUUUUUUCGAAGUGCACUUCGAAAGACAAAAAAAUGCUUUAAAUCUACUUGUUUUUAACAAAAUAGUUAAAUUUUGCAAAAGACUGUUGUAACUUGAAAAUUUUUAUCAACUCAAAUUUGCAAGUUUCGUGCAUGAAAUAUAUCACUAGUACCAAACAAUUACUAUUUUUUAUAUAAAACUAUUUAGUUAUCAUGAUAUUAGAUUGGUUUUCUUUGCCUAGGCGCUCUAUAAGUACACAUAAACAACAUAUUUCUGUAACUGUCGUAAGGUAAAGUAAAGUAUACCAAAAGUUCGUAUGCCUUUAAAAUAAUAACAAUUACGUUUCAAUUUAAAAAUCCUUUUCAAUUUUCAGAGUGUCCAAGAAGAUUUAAAGCUAUUUAUCCUUUCGCAUUUGUGCGCAUUUUUUCCUUCUAACUCUUCAAUGCUUUCAUGAAAGAGUUGGAUAUUGAAACGGUUCUACUAUUCACCAAACUGUCCGAGAUCAAAUAGACGCUUCUCGGAUUCUCCCUCCGGCAGUGAAAGUGCCAUACCAGGCAAACAAAAUUAAAUUUCUUUUCCUCGUUUUGAAAUGAUGUUUUGCAUGUGUGCAUUCAAGCAAAUCCGGGAAGUGUCACUCAACCAAUCAUAAACUGUAAAUUAAAAUUAUUUCGUAGAGUUUAUAGCUUUCUGAAAAGUGGUUGACAAUGCUGCCGAAUGAAAUUAUUAGUAUUGUUAAAAUUAUGAACGUGUUCUUAUUAAUUUAAUAGUUUCUUAUCAUUCGUAUUGAUUGUAACAGCCGAAAGCAAAAAAAUAUUGCACUUCUACCUCUUUCAAAGGGGAGGAG
Molecule: messenger RNA, 3918 nt
Organism: Dendronephthya gigantea
Lineage: Eukaryota; Metazoa; Cnidaria; Anthozoa; Malacalcyonacea; Nephtheidae
Product: F-BAR and double SH3 domains protein 2-like
Exons: 18
Coding region: 95-2263 (722 amino acids)
Biological process (GO): regulation of actin filament polymerization; neuromuscular synaptic transmission
Cellular component (GO): neuromuscular junction; recycling endosome
Molecular function (GO): protein binding
Source: RefSeq, a predicted model, not a curated record